AUGGAAAUCAACGUCUUACUGGGAAAGGUUUCGCCCAAGGAGCUUGGCGCCGGCGUGGACUAUUACAAGAUCGUGCACAAUGCUUACACUAGCCAAUACCUGCAGAAUUUGGGAAUCGAGCCGCUGGAGCAGCACCGCAAGGUUGUUGCGCGCAAGUGUGCGCUCACAGACUGCCAGAUUGAGGCCACCUGGGCGGAUGGCUCCGUAGUCGCAGAGCAACUCCGUAUUGUCCCGCCCGGAGCACGGGCACGUGGCGGGCGAGGUGCCUGGGAGAAGAACUUCGAGGCUGGACUUCCUGGGCAGGUCUCCGAACCUUUGAUGAAUGCGCUGCCGCCGGACACUGCAGGCAUCUACGAGAAGGCGAAGAAGGGCACUGGGAGCUUCUUGGCCCAGAAGAAGUACACACAGGAGGAACGCUUCUUACUUGCCUUUUCAGAAAUGACUGUCCGAGACCAAGAGAACUCACAUGGUGCUGAUUGCAGCUUGACAGAGGAUUUGGAGACUUUGCAAAGCCAGGCGCGAGGAGAGGAAGGUCCGGUCCACAAGCGUGAGGUGCUGAGACAGUGGGGUAAGGAGGGCUUCGAGGAGUUGGAGCUGCUGAAGAGGAAAUUCAUCCUGCCUUUUGCUUGCAGUAGAGGUUCAAACGGCACGAUUUCUUGGCAGUCCCCGGAGCUCUUGAAAGCAAACCGAGUACAGGUUCCUGCGGAGCUGGUGCCAGAGCUGAGGAAGCCGCUGCGGAUAUCCGUGGAGCAGCUGCAGCUUGAAGCUGCCGACUACGCAGAGAAUGCCUUCCCACUAGAACUGCUCUCCACACGCCGGGACCCGCUGUUCUUCGAUGACGUGCGACAGCUGUUGUGCUCGCAUGAGAUCUCGCGCCUGAUUGGUCUCUGUGCACACCUCCCGUAUUGGAACACCUUUGCGCACCUCCAUCCGCCACAGCGGAGGCUCCCGGAAACCACACGACAGAGCCUGGUCCUCACCAUGCAGGAGAGCUGGUCCAGGUUGGAGGAGUUGGCUCGAAGCAGGCUCUGUAAGGCUGACGCGCGCGCUCGCGAGUUCUUCGUGCCAGUCUUCUUGCUCUUCUUGAAAUGGGGAAUCGAGAAGGCCCUCCUGUUACAGUACCCGAAGUUUCUGCAGAACGCAGACCAUGGGGAAGAUGCUACGACGCAGCUCGUGGAUCAGAUCAAUGUUGCAAUUAUGUGCCUCUUUGACCCGGACUGUGCUGCGGCCAACUUCGGAACGUUGGACAGCUCUUCCGAAGCCAUCCGACUCUGGCGUAAGCUGCACAUCAACCAGAUGAAGCACGGUCUGACACCGGCCACCCGCACGAUUGCAAGGGAGUUCCGGACGUCUCCAAUGAUGCUUUUGCUUAUGCAUGGAGAUGGAAGCGGGCCAACCGAUCCGAAGACCAGGAGGCUCUUGCAGAACAGUAGCAGCGGAAGCGUCCUCGCCGCUGUGACAGGUCUUCCACCAGCCGCUGAGGGCUCCAGGCGGACGCGAUCGGUUGGACCCUUGGAUGCUGCCCGGAAGGCCAUGCUGUACAACACAGCCGUUGGCAGUCGGCUUGCGCGCCUGGCCCCAAAGGGGACUGCGCCUUAA
This is a messenger RNA of Symbiodinium pilosum, 1599 nucleotides long. NCBI's taxonomy places the organism in Eukaryota, Dinophyceae, Suessiales, Symbiodiniaceae. The record is from the annotation of a GenBank genome assembly.